This is a messenger RNA of Cryptosporidium muris RN66, 921 nucleotides long. Its product is annotated as 3-oxo-5-alpha-steroid 4-dehydrogenase domain-containing protein. The coding region runs from base 1 to 921 and encodes 306 amino acids. The record is from RefSeq and is a predicted model, not a curated record. Gene Ontology annotation, molecular function: oxidoreductase activity, acting on the CH-CH group of donors; protein binding. NCBI's taxonomy places the organism in Eukaryota, Apicomplexa, Conoidasida, Eucoccidiorida, Cryptosporidiidae. Gene Ontology annotation, biological process: very long-chain fatty acid biosynthetic process. The transcript has a single exon.
AUGUCAUCAGAUAAUGACCUCAAUGAUGGUCCUACUAUGCGUCUUUAUAUAAAAAAACGCAAUGGGAAGCACUUAGCAGUAAUAGACAUUCCAAAACAAGCCACUGUAUCUGAUUUGAAGUGGCAAUUUUAUAAUGACUUUCACUAUUAUCCUGAAAGGCAGUGGUUUAAUAUAGAUAGUCCUCAUGGUGAAGUUCUGAAGGAAGGUCUACUUUCUUUAUAUGGAGUAGAUAAUGGUACGUCUUUAUAUUUUAAGGACUUGGGCGUUCAAAUAUCAUGGAGGCUUGUUUUUUUUAUUGAAUACUUGGGACCAAUUAUUAUAUUUCCUUUCUUUUACUUCUUUCCUUCCUUGAUAUAUAACGAAUUAGCUCCAAAAAAGUGUCUAGCUCAAAAAUUAGCUCUAGCGUUAACACUAUUUCACUAUAUUAAAAGAGAAAUAGAGACAUGUUUUAUUCAUAGGUUUUCAAUUGCUACUAUGCCAAUUAUCAGACUACCUAUUAAUUGCUUCCAUUAUUGGAUAUUAUUUGGUAUAGGUGUUGGAUACUUUGUCUACCACCCUCGUUAUAUAGCACCUCAAUACCCACCUAUUGUAUUUUAUAUUUUGACAGCUUUAAUGUGUAUCUUUGAAUUUCUUAAUUUUAAUUCGCACUUGGUUCUAAGAAAACUUAGGGACCGUGGGACAAAGAAACGUGGUACUCCUCAUGGCUGGGGAUUUAAUUAUAUUUCAUGUGCAAACUACUUCUGGGAAACUUUGGCAUGGGUAUCUUUUUGUUUUAUUGUAAAUUGUGCAACUUGUUGGUUUUAUACAAUGGUCGCAUUUGGACAAAUGACACAAUGGGCUUUAAAGAAACAUAGGAAUUAUCAACGUGAAUUCCCAGAUUAUCCAAAAACUCGGAAGGCUAUUAUUCCAUUCAUUUUAUAA